This is a messenger RNA of Pieris rapae (cabbage white), 2794 nucleotides long. It is a transcript of the gene Scamp, whose product is annotated as secretory carrier-associated membrane protein 1. The transcript has 8 exons. Gene Ontology annotation, biological process: protein transport. The record is from RefSeq and is a predicted model, not a curated record. NCBI's taxonomy places the organism in Eukaryota, Metazoa, Arthropoda, Insecta, Lepidoptera, Pieridae. Bases 140 to 1177 code for a protein of 345 amino acids. Gene Ontology annotation, cellular component: recycling endosome membrane; trans-Golgi network membrane.
CCAACUGUCAUUUUUACAGCGACUUCAUUGUAUUUGUCGCAGAUUUUUCUAAAAAUAAACUGUUUCUUUUAAGAUUAAAGUAUUUCUUUUGUGGUGCGUAUUGAUAAAUAAAUAAACUGGCGUAAAUAAAUUAAACAAUAUGUCUAACUUCGAGGACAACCCGUUUAGUGAUCCCGCCAUUGACAAUCCUUUUGCUGACCCUGCAGUGCAGCAAGUUGCUAGGAAUACCAGUGCUGUCACUCAAGGGCUUGACGACUAUAACCCAUUUGAUGGCCAACAAAAUGCAAAUCAAUCUACGCCUCUACAACAACCAACUCAGCCUGCUAUCAUGCAAGCAGUUUCACCACCUGCAACUGGGCAAUAUACUAGACCUGGGCCAGCAAAUCAAACUCAAGCUCCACCUUCAAACUUUACAACGGCUGACUUUCAGAGAAGACAAGAAGAGUUAGAGAGAAAAGCAGAAGAACUAGCAAGACGUGAAGCGGAAUUACGUGCUGGCUCGGCAGGCAGAAGAAAUAACUGGCCUCCAUUGCCAUCUUUCUGUCCAGUACAACCCUGCUUCUAUCAAGACAUAAAUGUGGAUAUCCCGCUAGAAUUUCAAAGGAUUGUGAGGCAUCUAUAUCACUUGUGGAUGUUUCAUUCCCUCGUACUGGCCUUAAACAUUGUUGGCGGAAUGGCCAUGAUGAUUGCCGGAAUGACCACCGGAAUAACUGUCUUUGGCUUAUCAAUUCUGUACUUCAUUCUUCUAACACCAUUUAGCUUUAUAUGUUGGUACAGACCGAUAUACAAAGCUUUCAGAAGUGACUCCUCUUUUAAUUUUAUGGUGUUCUUCUUUAUAUUCCUUUUUCAAAUAAUAAUCACUUUGGUACAAUCCAUUGGAAUUAAGAACGGAGGCUCAUGUGGACUGAUCAUAAGCCUCGAAUCAUUUAGUGAGAAUGUGGGCGUGGGAAUCGUCACUCUCAUUGUCACUAUUGGUUUCGUUACCUGCGUCGUAGCUGAUAUUUUGCUCAUGACUAAAGUCCACCGUAUAUAUCGCUCAACGGGAGCGUCGUUAGCAAAGGCCCAAGCAGAAUUCACGACAGAAAUUCUACGCAACCAACACGUGCAAACCGCUGCUUCGAACGCUGCCGCCGCCGCCGUCAACGCUCAGAUUAACGCUAAUGCUAACAGAUAUUAACGGAUUUUUGACAAGGACCACGGCGAGUAAUAAUGUAAUUAUGAAAUUGUAAAUUUUAAACAUGUUUCAGUUUGUGUAUGUAUUGAGAUUAUGUGGCCAGUGUCAAAGUAGAAAUUCGUGUCAUCUAGGCGUGAACAUUUUUUUUAGGCCUUCAGUACACGCAGAGGCCCAUAUAUUCAGAACACGGAUCAAGCCUAGGUUCAAGAUCUAUCUUGAGACAUCCUAUCGUUUAAAUCUAAGUGUUAGUAAUAAAUACAUGUAUGACAAGCCUUUUAUUAUAUUUAGGAAAACAUUAAGCACGCUUGUUCAAUUUAAUUUAAUCAAAAUUAUUUAAAUUAUCGAAAUAUGUUGCCAAUAUUUAAUAUUCCGAUUAUUUAAUAAUAUUAAAAGUAUUUAAUAUGUUAUUGCGCAGAAAUCUGGAUUUACUUACCGCUAUAUUUAUUUUAAAACACAUGAGCUUACGGACGCUUUAAAUAUUUAAGAACUCCCAAAUAUUCCUGCAUUUCUGAGGCAUAAAUAUUAUUAUAGUAUUAAUAUCUAAAUAUAUUAUUUAACUAGAUUCGAAUUUAGUUUUUCAUUAUUCAAAAUUAACAUUCCACUUGGGCCAGUGUAUAUAUAUUGCUUAUCGACCCUUCGAGAACAUUAAUUCAUUAAAACUUUUAUAGGACACGUUUCACAGCUAGCUAAUAAAUGACAUAUUUCAGAAUGUAUCUCAAAUCGAACUAAUUUCCACAGAAUAUGUCAAAUCAAUUUUUCUAUUGUCCAAAAUGUAAUGAUCAAAAGUUAUAAUUUGAGAAACAUUUUGGAAUGCAGGCAUUUAGAACCAAUACAUACAGAUUAUAUAUUUUAAUACACUUACUGCUACUACGAUAUUUUGUCCCUAUAAUUAACGCACCGUUUUGCUUGAGCCACUACUAUGGAACCGAAGUAUUUCUGUUUUCGAUUUGGGGUCAAAUUAUUCUUCUUAAACUUCAAAUCGGAGGAUCCUUCUGCCCAUGUGCCUCUUAUUGUAUAAAAAGGACAAGAUUGUUAUUUCUAUAUUUGAAGUCUAUGCGGCCAAAUCUAUUGUCUACCCUUGUAAUGUCUGAUUAAAAAAUCGAACAUUAGCUAGCUGUAGAACGACAAAGUAGUAUAUGUGCGUUUGAAUGGUUACUUAACUUUGUGUGUAUCUUGCCGUGUGUUAUUAGAUUAUGCACAAGACUUAUCUACACAAUAUUUAAGAAUAUAAUAAUAUAAAAUGUACCUAGUCACUCGACUAAUGGUUCCCAUAAUCGAAGAACAUUUUUCAAUAAAUUUUAAGCAUACUGGAUUUUAUCUAUAGGCUUAUUUACAAGAGUUUGGCGGCAUUUUGAAAAGUCACAGAGUAUAAAAUGCCUGACCUACACAGAUAGCUAAUCUAUUCAGACACUUGUAAUAGCCCUAUUAUAUUUUUGAUUAAAAUGUAAAGCAAUUUGACACUGUAAGAUAUAUCUGAGCCUAGUUUAUUGUAAAUUAUUAUCAGACCGUCCUUACCCAGAUAAUGGUAAGUGAAGGCGUAGUUUUAUCUUGUUUAACUGUUUUUUAACGAUUAAGUCAUGUUAUAAACUUAUGAUUAAUAAUAAAUAUAAUUUCUGAAAA